ACCUCCAGCAAAGCAUUAGUCACUUUCCGGUGUCGCUGUGUUUAUAUAGACUCGCGGACAGAUCUCCUGGCUCAUUCUGCGCGCUGCACUGAGAGACGCUGUUCCACGGAGAAUGAGCUUGACUAUGGCUGCGAUAUGGGCUCUGAUAGCUGCCGGUGUGCUCUGCCUGUCCUGCACCGGGCCGGUGUGCGCUUACGGUGAAGACAUGAUGUAUGGCAACAAUGAAAACUUCUACAACAACAUCCUUGAACUGGAUCAGCAGGAAGAUACCACCACGGAGACGCCAUGUGAGGUCAGUGAUUUGACCAAAUGGGACAAGCUCUUCUCCAUGCUGGAGAACUCGCAGAUGCACGAGACCAUGCUGCAGCACAGCAUGGACGACUUGCUGCGCGCCGAGCUGCGGGCGCAGCGAGGGGAGCUGCUGCUCAGCAUGGAGGGCGUGGCCUCGGCCUGCGCCAGCUGCGACGACAGUGACCGGCGAUGGCUGGAGGCCACCCUGGGGCUGCACACCGCUCGGAUGAUGCUGCUCCUUCAAAAGACCGAGAACCAGCAGCAGCUCCUGGAGCAGAUCCUGGCCUCCAUCCAGAACUUGGGGGCAGGGCCAGGCAGGAAGGAUAGCACCUCCAACACCGUAAACAAUGACGUUACCGACGGAGACGGUCGCCAGGUGCUGAGGAUGCUCACAGCCAUGGCCAAAGACUUCCAGAAGAUCCAAACUGAAAUAGCAUCUGCGGCACAGAACUCUCUGCCACAGGGUGAGUGCCAUUUCCUGUAUCCGUCGCCAUGGCGAUAACACUGAAGCUUAAUUACUAGCAUCUUCAUGGCCAUAACUCAAUUAGCGUGCCUGUGUUUAAUAAAUCCUCCUCACUAAGCCAGGCGCAGCGUGUCUCCUAAAACCUUGAUACACAUUCUGGUCCAAACACUGGAUGCACAUUCUGGUCCAAGUCAAAUGACCCGGGUACCAUGAAUCUGACAGUAAACUGUCACACUCAGGGACCUCAAGAGCACUAAGGCGUCCGAUAAGGGGAAACAGACGACGUCAUCCUGUUAGUGGAGAACCAGAGACAGGCAGCAGGUCUUUGGGUCGAGGGAAAGUGGAGGCGAACGUGGAAGAACGACCUCCUGAGGCUCCAUUCAGGACACGUGAUAUUAAUGUCAGAUGGCCAGGGGAAAAUUAAGGAUUAGCAGAUUUUUAUCUCUUGGGCACAAAAAACAACAGAAGCUUCGUGCUGAAGCUCAUAUAUCGGGAUAAAUUAAAAGACUUUUAAUAAAGGCUUUUUUGGUAAAGAAGAUUAGGAGCGUUUUACUAAAAGAACCCUCAUUCAGCCUCCACACACAGGAUCACAUUGACUCCAUCCUCUGUUUCCACUGCUGAUCCUCACCACUUGCCCUUGAAGGCUGGGGGGGGGGGGCAAAUGGGCUUUGUCCCAGUGCAUGAUGGGAUGCAGGCCAGCAGUGUUUUGCUGGGGCAUUCGCAUGUGGGAGGUCUACUCUCAAUGCUUGUUAGAUAUUGGCUGAAAGGAGAAAGAACAGCUGCUUGGCAUUUAGUGGCCAGCAGGUGGUGUAGUCCUUAAGGACUACAAUGCUGAAGGCUGCUGGGGUUGUUUCUCAGUGAAAUACUAGGCUAUUGAAAUUAAACAGUGAAUAAUGUCUUCAAAUAAAAACAGAGCCUGGCAGUCAGGAAGCGCCAAAUGGAAGCUAAUUAGUGAACAGAAAGGAAAAUAAACACAGGCCCAAUACACGCAUACAGGCCAAGUUUAUACAGAAGUACAAAUUGGGUUUAUACACAGGUACUUAUACAUGUGUACAGGCCGGGUUUAUACACGCGUACAGACCGGGUUUAUACACGCGUACAGGUCGGGUUUAUACACGCGUACAGGUCGUGAUUAUACACGCGUACAGGUCGUGAUUUUACACGCGUACAGGUCGGGAUUAUACACGCGUACAGGUCGGGUUUAUACACGCGUACAGGCCGGGUUUAGACACGCGUACAUGCCGGGUUUAUACACGCGUACAGGCCGGGUUUAUACACGCGUACAGGUCGGGAUUAUACACGCGUACAGGCCGGGUUUAGACACGCGUACAUGCCGGGUUUAUACACGCGUACAGGCCGGGUUUAGACACGCGUACAUGCCGGGUUUAUACACACGUACAGGUCGGGUUUAUACACGCGUACAGGCCGGGUUAUACAUGCAUACAGGCUGGGUUUUUACAUGAAGGGGCACUGCAGACUGAUGAUGAAGGCUGUUGCAGUCUGUCUUCUGCAAUCUCCUGUAUAUUGAUUCUCUUUCCUCUUUUCAUCCAUUUCUCUUCCUCCCUUCCUCCCUCCCUCUCUUUCCCCGCUCUGCCUCACUCUUUUUCCAUCUCUCU
Paramormyrops kingsleyae is the source of this 2370-nucleotide messenger RNA. Lineage: Eukaryota; Metazoa; Chordata; Actinopteri; Osteoglossiformes; Mormyridae. The record is from RefSeq and is a predicted model, not a curated record.